AUGACAGGCAGCAAGGUUGAUGAUCAAAUGGAACUCAUCUCUCAUUUCUAUCCUAAAAUUUACUCCCAAUUAGCACAACAAGAAGAGACGGUGAAACCGCGAAGGAGAAGGAAGAAGAACAAAGUUGAAGGAAGAAACAACACUAGUGAAGUAGUGAUGAGGAAGAGGAAGUUGCUUAGUGAAGAACAAGUUAAUCUUCUUGAAUGGAGUUUUGGGGACCAACACAAGCUAGAGACAGAGAGGAAGGCCAAGCUUGCUUCUGAGCUUGGCCUUGAUCCUCACCAAGUCGCGGUGUGGUUCCAGAACAAGAGGGCUAGAUGGAAGAACAAGAAGCUCGAGGAGGAAUACUCCAAGUUAAAGACUAAACAUGAGGAUACCAUCACUGAGAAAUAUCGUCUUGAAACUGAGGUGUUGAAGAUGAAAGAGCAACUGUGUGAAGCAGAAAAGAAGAUAGAAAGGCUAUUAUUGGAACAUAAAAGUGAUAUUUCAAGCAAUAAUAGCCCAACUUCAUCAAUAUUUUCAAUGGAGCAGCCACAUUUUAAUCUUGGGGAGUUUGGAAUAGAAGGGCAAUUAAUGGAUGACAAUAUGUUCUUUGUUGCUGAUUAUCAAAGCAAUUAUGUGACUCUUUGGGAUAAUUAG
This is a messenger RNA of Solanum stenotomum, 639 nucleotides long. RefSeq names its product homeobox-leucine zipper protein ATHB-40-like. Bases 1 to 639 code for a protein of 212 amino acids. Gene Ontology annotation, biological process: positive regulation of DNA-templated transcription. The record is from RefSeq and is a predicted model, not a curated record. The transcript has 3 exons. Gene Ontology annotation, cellular component: nucleus. Lineage: Eukaryota; Viridiplantae; Streptophyta; Magnoliopsida; Solanales; Solanaceae. Gene Ontology annotation, molecular function: sequence-specific DNA binding; DNA-binding transcription factor activity, RNA polymerase II-specific.